Callithrix jacchus (white-tufted-ear marmoset) is the source of this 2661-nucleotide messenger RNA. The record is from RefSeq and is a predicted model, not a curated record. Lineage: Eukaryota; Metazoa; Chordata; Mammalia; Primates; Cebidae.
AUGGGUGGUCAGCGGCAGAAUGGGGAGCUUAGCCGCAGUCCCCCUCAGCGGCAGACGUCCCCCGGCCAGGCCCGCCUUACCUCGAAGCGCAGGCCUAGGGCGGCGACGGGACAGGAGGCGCGAGGCCGGGCCAUGGUCCGGGACUGGCCCGGUUGCGGCGACGGCGGCAGCAGCGCUUUGUCUCCCGGGUGGCCAGGCCGGCGCAGCCGCGGGAGAGCGCGGAUCCGACGGAAGGAGGCGGGAGCGACCGGACAGUCCGCGACCCACUGGCGCGCCCCUUUAACCCUUCCCAACCUACCCGCGCCGCCCGUUCGUCUCGCCUCUCGAUUGGCCUGCCCCCACCCGGCACGCCCCUGGAUUUGCCACGCCCCCGUGAGCCCGCCCUCGAAAUCACUCUUAAAGGGUCCGCGCCUGGCUCGCCAUUCCCCAGUGCUGGAGCCCAGAAGCUCUUUGAGAUUCCAAAGGUCUCACAUCCAGGUCAUACUCCUGCAAGAGAUGGGUUCCCAUGGAAUUGGGCAGCUCCACCCCUGUGGCUUUGCUGGGUACAGCCUCCCUCCUGGCUGCUUUCAUGGACUGGCGGCAAGGACUUGCGGCAAUUUUAGCUUCUAAGGCACUGGGAGGACAGAAAAUGGAACCGAAGCCAAUGGAAGGAAGCGGAGGGAGAGAUGGCAUCAGGCACCGGAGCUCCGCAGAUCAGACCCUGAGCCCAGGAAUCUGCCGUGGGAAUUUGGCCCGCCCAGGCGAGAAAAGGAAGGACUCGGUAACAUAAUUCUCUUCUGGCCUGGGGCAGAGGUGCGUUGACCAAGGGGGACCAUUUCCUGAGCCCUCUUGGUCUCCGUUUGACCCUAAUGGUGGGAAAAGAGUUAGUUGGACCCCUGCGCCCAGGCUUCUGGAGUUCUGUGUUAAUUACUGCUUGCUGGGUAACAAGUUAUUCCCAUGUUUACUGGCUUAAAACAACAAACCUGGGUUGUGGGCCGUUGGGUCCUUGUGCGGUCGCGGCUCGGGAGAAGGAGACGCAGCUGGAAAAGCUCCGUCGCGUGAAGGAGGGGAGGCCUCAGCAGCGCGAGCUUCAGUGCAGCCGAGCCCGCGGCGCCUUCCCCGGCGGGUGGGGACGAGCCGGCCCCGCGGCGUCAUCGCCGCCGCGCUUCAGCCUAGGAUGUCGUAAGCGGGCGAGGAGCAGCCCAUGGAGACGACGGGCGCCACCGAGAACGGACACGAGGCCGCCCCCGAAGGCGAGUCGCCGGCCGGGGCUGGCGCGGGCGCCUCGGCAUGGGCCGGAGGCGCGACCGUGGCGCCCCCGAGCGGGAAUCAGAACGGUGCCGAGGGCGACCAGAUCAACGCCAGCAAGAACGAGGAAGAUGCGGGAAAAAUGUUCGUUGGUGGCCUAAGCUGGGAUACCAGCAAAAAGAUUUAAAAGACUAUUUUACUAAAUGUGGAGAGGUGGUUGACUGUACAAUAAAAAUGGAUCCCAACACUGGACGGUCAAGAGGGUUUGGGUUUAUCUUGUUCAAAGAUGCGGCCAGUGUGGAGAAGGUUCUAGACCAGAAGGAGCACAGGUUGGAUGGCCAUGUCAUUGACCCUAAAAAGGCCAUGGCUAUGAAGAAGGACCCGGUGAAGAAAAUCUUUGUCAGGGGUCUGAAUCCUGAAGCCACUGAGGAAAAGAUCAGGGAGUACUUCGGCGAUUUUGGGGAGAUUGAGGCCAUUGAACUUCCAAUGGAUCCUAAGUUGAACAAAAGACGAGGUUUUGUGUUUAUCACCUUUAAAGAAGAAGAACCUGUAAAGAAGGUUCUGGAGAAAAAGUUUCAUACUAUCAGUGGAAGCAAGUGUGAGAUCAAGGUGACCCAGCCUAAAGAAGUUUAUCAGCAGCAGCAGUAUGGCUCUAGGGGCCGUGGAAACCGCAACCGAGGGAACUGAGGCAGCGGAGGCGGUGGUGGAGAUGGAGGUCAGAGUCAGAGUUGGAAUCUGGGCUGCGGCUACCAGCAGGGCUACGGGCCUGGCUAUGGCGGCUGCGGCUACUCGCCCUAUGGCUAUUACGGCUACGCCCCGGCUACAGUCAGGGUAGUACAAACUACAGCAAGAGCCAGCGACGUGGUGGCCAUCAGAAUAACUACAAGCCAUACUGAGGCGACAGCAGGAGCGACCAACUGACUGCACACAUGCUUUGUUUGAAUAUGGAGUGAACACAAUUAUGUACCAAAUUUAACUUGACAAACUUUCUGUGGCCUGUCCCAUGUGCAUCUUAUUUAAAAUUUCCCCCAGGGAAAUCACUCUCCUGUUUACUAUUUCCAGAGCGCUAGCUGUUUAGGCAGGGUGUGGUGUCUGAGAGGCCACAGUGGCAUUAUGGGCUGAUUUCUAUUACCAGGUCCCCCAGAACCAGAUGGGAGGCUCUGCUUCCUGCUGCUGCUCUGCAGCCUGGACCUGUGGACCCUGGUUGUAAAGAGCAAAUUGUAUCUUAGGAAACCAGUGUCACCUUUUUUUCACCUUUUAAUUUUAUAUUAUUUGUGUCAUACAUUUCCUGUAAUGGAAGUGUUAAUUUUACUGUACUUUUUGGUACCUUUUGGGAAUCUAAUGUAUUGUAAGGUAUUUUACACGUGUCCUGAUUUUGCCACAACCUGGAUAUUAAAGCUAUCCAAGCUUUUGAAAUAAAAAUUUAAACCUCCC